Molecule: messenger RNA, 1603 nt
Organism: Clupea harengus (Atlantic herring)
Lineage: Eukaryota; Metazoa; Chordata; Actinopteri; Clupeiformes; Clupeidae
Gene: ppa2
Product: inorganic pyrophosphatase 2
Biological process (GO): phosphate-containing compound metabolic process
Cellular component (GO): cytoplasm
Molecular function (GO): inorganic diphosphate phosphatase activity; magnesium ion binding
Source: RefSeq, a predicted model, not a curated record
GAAGUGUAAAGAUAGGUGGCAGUGCGAGCUUGGAGAAGCGAUUGGGAAGAACCAUAUGGAGGAAACUGUAACACGAAAGCAGGAACUGAGUAGACAUAAAGGCUAGAGUGUUAAAUUAUGCUUUUGCUAGUACGCUCCUCGGUGAGGUGUUCAGCUGCAGUUUUUAACGCAAAACCUUUUUGUAAAAACGAAGUGAUUUCACGAAUUAUUUCCCUCUCUCUCAGAAAAAUGGUGCAUUAUCAGACGGAAGAGAGAGGACGGCCAAACUCGACAGACUACAGGAUUUAUUUUAAAACCUCCGAUGGGAAGUACAUUUCACCUUUCCAUGACAUUCCACUGUUUGCAGAAAACGAAAAGGAAAAUGAUAUACCAACAAAGAAGUUAAAGACUGACUGUCAGGCCCUCUUUAACAUGGUAGUGGAAGUGCCUCGUUGGUCAAAUGCAAAAAUGGAGAUUGCAACAAAGGAGGCAUUAAACCCAAUAAAACAAGAUGUGAAAAAGGGUAAGCUGAGGUACGUGGCCAACGUGUUUCCCCACCGUGGUUACAUCUGGAACUAUGGGGCUCUCCCACAGACAUGGGAGGAUCCCAAUCACACAGACAAAGACACUAAAUGCUGUGGAGAUAAUGAUCCCAUAGACGUGUGUGAGAUUGGGUCCAAGGUGUGCUCUCGUGGAGAGGUGAUCCAGGUAAAGGUGUUGGGAGUUCUGGCUAUGAUUGAUGAGGGAGAGACUGACUGGAAAGUCAUUGCCAUUAAUACAGAGGAUCCUGAUGCCCCAGAGUUUAACAGUAUUGCAGAUGUUGAAAAGAAAAAGCCAGGUCAUCUUGAAGCCACUGUAGACUGGUUUAAGAAAUACAAAGUGCCGGACGGAAAGCCUGAGAAUCAGUUUGCAUUCAACGGGCAGUUCAAGGACAAGGACUUUGCGGUGCAGGUCAUAAGGUCCACACAUGACCACUGGAGGGCCCUCAUGCAAAAGCAGGCUAAAGCUGGAGAGAUACAGUGCCAAAACGCCUCCGUCUGUGACAGUCCUUUCAAAUGCAGCCAGGAGGAGGCCAGUGUUAUCAUCCAGUCGGCCCCAGCAUGUGGAGAGGCCUUACCAGUGCCUGCUGAAGUGGAUAAGUGGCACUUUCUCUGAAAUGGGCUCUAAUCCCAGGAAGCAAAGGGCAGAACCUAAGCAGAUCGAUGACUGAAGCACUUAAUGAGAGGUUUAAUAUAAAGUACUGUAUGACAAUAUAAUGUCCACUCAUUGUACAGAUUUAUUUGUAUUAAUACAGUUUUGUUUUACUUAUUGUUUUAAGUUGAUUUUUAGCUUUUGAAUUUCGGAAAUUGCAGAGCUCACAUAUUUCUACCUAAUAGGAACAGUUUGUAUAAUAUUUUUAUUAUAUUUUCAUGUUCAGAAAAAAUGGGUAUAUUAGUAUGAAAGCAUUUUUGUUAAUUAAUGUCAUGCAGAUUUGAAAUGAAUGAAAGUUGCCAAACAGUUCGCAAUGUGCUUAGAUGGUCACCCAGUAUAAGUUUGAUUCAUUCAUGUGUGUUGUUUAUUUAUAGGACAAAACCCCAAUGGGUGUAUAUUUAGUUUUUGACUAAUAAAUAAACAAUGCAAUACA